AUGGAUCUUGUAAUGGGGAGUAGUGGGAGUUCUGGCAACGAACAAGAAGUCUCCUAUUCUUGCAAUGGAAAGAAGUCGUACCAUCGCCACACUGCUCACCAAAUUCGUACCCUGGAAGCAUAUUUCAAGGAAUGCCCUCACCCAGAUGAAAACCAGCGACGACAAUUAAGCAAUCAACUUGGUCUAGAACCCAAGCAGAUCAAGUUUUGGUUUCAAAACAAAAGGACUCAGACAAAGUCUCAACAUGAACGGGCUGAUAACUGUGCUUUACGAGCCGAGAAUGAAAGGAUAAAAUGUGAAAAUUUCGCAAUGAUAGAGGCAUUGAAAAUGGUGAUUUGCCCAGCUUGUGGUGGUCCUCCAAUUGGAGAAGAAGAACGCCAACGGAAAGCAAUUUCACAAAGUGAGUCACUAAUGAUAUCUAUUCCAACAUCAUCACUGGGUUUACCACCUGCAAAUUUCACGGCGCAGGGGUUGGGAGGGCUGCCCCUUUGUACUUAUCUUGAUCCGAAACAUUGGGACAACAUGCCAUUGCCUAACCAGUUUAAUGGAGUUACGGAUCUGGAGAAAGCACUAAUGUCUGAAACUGCUGCCAGUGCCAUGGAUGAGUUGAUUAGGCUUUUGCAAGUGAAUGAGCCUUUGUGGGUCAAGUCUCCAUCAGAUGGAAGGUAUCUUAUUCAACGCCAAAGCUACCAAAAAACAUUUCCGAGGGCCACUCACUUGAGAAGUCCUAGUGCUCGAAUUGAGUCCUCAAAAGAUUCAGCAUUGGUAACAAUGAGUGCAGCACAACUAGUUGAUAUGUUCCUAGACGCGGAUAAGUGGGUGGAUCUUUUUCCAACAAUUGUUACCAAAGCCAAGACAAUUCAACUACUUGAAACAACAAUGGACGGAAACACGGAUGGUUCCUUACAACUGAUGUAUGAAGGAAUGCACAUCCUUUCUCCUUUUGUUGCGCCUCGAGAAUUCUACUUCCUCCGCCAUUGCAGACAAAUUGAGACUGGGUUGUGGGUUCUGGUGGAUGUCUCCUAUUCCUACUUCUUCUUCCAAGAGACUUCUCACUCUUGGAAGCUCCCUUCUGGAUGUAUGAUUCAAGAAAUGCAGAAUGGGUGCUCGAAGGUCACGUGGGUAGAACAUGUGGAAGUGGAUGACAAAAUACAUACUCAUCGUCUCUACAGAGACCUCAUAUGUGGUAGUUCGGCAUAUGGAGCUGAACGUUGGGUUAUUACUCUUCAAAGAAUUUGUGAGAGAUUAUCAGUCUCAAAUGGGGAAACUGAACACAUCCAAGACUUGGGAGGAGUGAUUAGUUUACCAGAAGGUAGGAGGAGCAUUAUGAGGCUUGCCCAUAGGAUGGUCAAAAGCUUUUGUUCAAUCUUGAACAUGUCAGGCGAAUUGGAUUUCCCUCAAUUAUCAGAGGAGAACAAUAGUGGGGUUCGAGUUUCUGUUCGCCAGAGCAUAGAACCAGGCCAACCCAGAGGAAUGAUUGUUAGUGCUGCUACCUCUCUUUGGCUUCCGCUACCAUGCCAAAGUGUCUUUAACUUGCUCAAUGAUGAGAAAGUGCGAUUCCAGUGGGAUGUUCUCUGCCAUGGAAAUCCUGUAAAAGAGAUAGUAAACAUCUCAACUGGAAAUACUCCAGGGAAUUGUAUAUCCAUAAUUACGCCUUCUGUCCCUUCCGGCAACAUCUUGAUGCUUCAAGAGAUGAGUUGCACAGAGUCUCUGGGAUCCAUGGUAGUCUACGCUCCAAUGGGAAUUGCGGCCAUGAACACAGCUAUAAAUGGUGGGGAUUCUUCAAACAUACCCAUACUUCCGUCAGGUUUCAUAAUCACAGGUGACGGUCGUUCUGAGCUCGGAGUUGGUGCAAACUCUUCCAGGUCUAGUGGUUCACUUCUUACAGUAGCCUUCCAGAUAAUGGCCUGCAGCCCUUCAUCGUCAAUGGAGCCAAGCGUGCAAUCGGUUGCAACUGUGAAUACUCUAAUCAGCUCUACAGUUCAAAGGAUAAAAGCUGUUUUAAACACCUUUAAUUUGGAUUGA
Molecule: messenger RNA, 2025 nt
Organism: Theobroma umbraticum
Lineage: Eukaryota; Viridiplantae; Streptophyta; Magnoliopsida; Malvales; Malvaceae
Source: RefSeq, a predicted model, not a curated record